GGUCCAUAGUUAAAGGGCUUGUGCCUUGUACCCAAAGCCGUAAAACUUCAUUUUAAAAAAACUCAGAGCUGUCAAAAAUUAGUUUUCGGACAUAUUUUUAUUUUGCUUUGCUCUGUUUCGUAAAUUCAUGGAAUUAAUGUAACUAAAUUAACGUACUGUAGAAAUGUUAAUGUUUAUUUAGCAGUCUACCAUCCACACCAAGCUAUCAAAUUAAUGCAAGUGUAACUUGUAGAUAAUCUAGUGCGGGACAAAAAGUUGUGAUUUGUGUGACUGAUUUCGCAUCUAUUUCGCAAAAUCAAUAGUUUUAGAUCGAAAUCUUGCCUAAUGAUUGAGGGCUCAGUAUUAAUCUACACGGCUCUGUGCUCUUUAUAAGGUUUCUUGUUUUAGUUACAGUUUUAAUUAAUUUCCACGAUGCAUUUGGGAGUAAAUAUUUCUAACGCUCUACAGCAAUUGGAGAGUGUAAAGGCUGCUGUAGAUCAAAGUGAUGACCCAAAAUUAAAGGCUGCCACAAGUGAUGAUUUGACUUUGCUUAUCAAUUUACUGGAUAGCCCUAUAUUGAAAAGCAUUGCUACAUUACAUGACUCAGUUGGAAUGCUUGCCACUCAAGUGGCACAUCACCCAUCUAUUCUGCCCAGUGAUUUUGAUAUUACUCCAGCUGGUGACUUGGCUUUGCAAGCAAGAAAUUUGUAUGGCAGUAAUGAAGGGGAAGAGGAACAAAGAGUGCCUCAGGUGUCUCCGCCUCAGAGCCUGGAAUUUGGGUCCAGUUCUGAUAACGAACGCAUUUUAGGCCUUGACAGUGCCUCAGUUGAUUCCAACAUGUCACCAAAGCAGAGCCGUGGAAUUUUGGAUCUGUCUCGAAAUGAUGAUUCCUUGGCAUCAACAUCACACAAUAUUGUAGCUGGUGACUGGGCUCAAGUUGAGAUUAUAAACCUGGUGAAUGAUGGAACUGGUCUUGGAUUUGGUAUUAUUGGGGCAAGAACUAGCGGUGUUAUUGUCAAAACGAUCUUGGCGGGCGGUGUCGCGGAUCGUGACGGCCGCCUGAAAUCUGGCGAUCAUAUCCUGCAAAUUGGAGAUGUGAGCCUAAUGGAGAUGGGUUCGGAGCAGGUGGCGGGCGUGCUACGCGCGUCAGGAUCACGCGUGCGUCUUGUUGUCGCGCGCGCGGUUGAUCCCGCCGCGGCGCACGCGUCACCCGCGCCCGUGGUCCCUGCCAGGCUCCUAUCCGACCCAGAAGCACUGGAUCGUUACCUCAUGGACGCUGGUUUCGAGCAGGUCUUCCACACUCAACCGACGCCUGUAUCUCUGAACUCUACGUCUACCAGAUUUGUUUUUGACAAAUCUAUUACACCACCUCCAGAAACAGACGCAGAAUCGCCAGAAGUUGACAGAUUUACUGUGCAGUUAAAGAAAGACGAAAAUGGCCUUGGAAUAACCAUAGCAGGCUAUGUAUGCGAAAAGGAAGAGCUUUCUGGAAUAUUCGUGAAGUCAGUGACAGCGGGCAGCGCGGCGGCCCUCAGCGGGAAAGUGCGGGUCAAUGACCGCAUCGUGGCUGUCGACGGAGUGUCCCUCGCCGGCAAGUCCAACCAGCGCGCUGUGGACGCGCUCAAACAGAGCGGGAAUGUGGUCACGCUGGAGUUGGAAAGAUACCUCCGCGGGCCGAAGUUCGAGCAACUUCAACAAGCGAUCGCUGCGGGCGAGUCGGCGGCCAUCGUGGCGGCGCCUCACAACCCUUUCCUGCACAUGCACCGUCCUGAGUCGAGCGCCGAGCGCGACAUACAGAUGACGCACCUGCAUAGCUCGCUGGACAGCACCGUGGAUGACGCGCCGGCGUCGCCUCCGCGCAGUCCGCCGCCGCCCGCGCCGCGCCCGCAGCCCGCCUUCGAGAUGCCGCGCUCGCAGGAGCAGAAGGAUGCCAUCAAGCGCAAGUGGCAGGCCAUACUUGGUUCCGACGUAGAAAUAGUAGUGGGCGUGGUAGUUCGCGGCGGAGGCGGACUGGGCAUAUCCCUUGAAGGCACUGUAGACGUAGAGGGAGGGAGGGAGGUCAGACCGCACCACUACGUGAGGUCGGUACUACCAGAGGGACCGGUGGGGCGCGCGGGCGUCCAUCGCCCGGGAGACGAACUGCUUGAGGUGAACGGCCACCGGCUCCUAGGCAUGAACCACCUGGAAGUGGUGUCGAUCCUGAAGGAACUCUCGAGCGAAGUGUGUAUGGUCUGCGCGCGGCCCCGUCCCCAGCCUGCGUUGGAUCUAGCGCCGCCCUCUACUACACUUGUUAAGGCGAAGUCUGAUGGAAGCCUAGCAGGCGCCGGCGCAGAGGAAGGUGGAGCUCUAUCGGCUGGAGGCAAGGUGCGCUCGCGCAGCCUAGAGCCGCUCACCGGGCUUGCUAUGUGGUCAUCUGAACCGCAGAUCAUAGAGCUGGUGAAGGGCGAGCGCGGGCUCGGGUUCUCGAUCCUGGACUACCAGGACCCGCUGCGGCCGGCGCACACGCUGGUGGUGAUCCGCUCGCUGGUGCCGGGCGGCGUGGCGCAGCAGGACGGCCGCCUCAUACCCGGCGACCGGCUGCUCUUCGUCAACGACCAGAACCUCGAAGACGCGAGCCUCGAGCAAGCAGUAGCAGCGUUGAAGGGUGCUCCGCGCGGUGUGGUCCGCAUCGGCGUGGCCAAGCCGCUCCCGCUGGCUGACGCGCCGCCGCCACUGCCCUCAACCGCGCCGCCCGCGCCCUUGCAAGCCCCGCCCACUCCUUAAGACGUACGUCCAACCUCAGGUAGGGUUGCCAACUAUACUCACGCCCGUAUUCACAAAUGAUGCUGCUUAAGAGAAGCAGCACAUCGAACGCACAGCGUUGAAUAGAGCUCUGUGAUUAGUUCGUGUGUCACCCUGUGCUUCUACGUGCACUGUGAGAUCUCAUAGUAAUGUUUGUGAAUACGGGCGUUAUACUUUUACAACAAUGAAGUAUACACAAUCUGUGGAACACUCCCUUAAAAUUGGCAACCCUGGAUAUAUUAUUGCAGGGUUUCUUAACCUCUAAUAAUACUAACGGGCUCUCCCUGCAGCGCGCCAUUACAAGCUCCACCCACUCCUUACAGACGUACGUCCAACUUCAGAUAGCAUUAUGGUUGUCAAUUACCAUACUCAUACUUUUGAAAAACAUGAAGUAUACAAUAAUGACUCGAGGUUAAGAAUCCUGUUAUAAAUAGCGAUAUACAAACAGUAGUCGCCACGACUAUUUGUUUUAUUUCGAGGUCUGUGAGGUAUUAGGUACAAUUUUCAAACUACUUGCAACUUGUCUCUCAAACAAGUUGAAUAUACGAGAAACAUCGUCUCGUGUUUGCUCUUGGAGUUAGGACCUUGAAAGCAUAUUCCGCGUCUUGCGUGACGUUACAGAAUUAUGUUUUUUUAGUGCAUUCGAGACGACACUUAACUGUUUUAUGCUAAAAGUUUAGACACGCUACUUGCAAUCUUUAUUUAUUUAUUCUACUUAUAAUAGAAACAUUUUCUAUAAAUUAUUCUUAAUCAAAGAAAAACCGUCAGAAGGACAUUGAGUUUUAUUAACGAAUCGAUCAAUUUAUGAAAUAAACUUUAGUGAAACGAGGUGUUAGAAAACCCCUGACAAAAACUUUUUGUCUUAAGACAAUAACUAAAAGUGUUACCACACAAUAAUUUAAAGUAUUUCCAAACUGUAUUAUGAACUUGGUAAAAAUGUAUUAUUCGUUGCGAAAUAAUCCCAACUAAUAUUAUAAAUGCGAAAGUAACUCUGUCUGUCUGUCUGUCUGUUACGCUUUCCCGCUUAAACCUCGCAACCGAUUUUGAUGAAAUUUGGCAUAGAGAUAGUUUGAGUCCCGGGAAAGAACAUAGGAUAGUUUUUAUCCCGGUUUUUGAAACAGGGACGCGCGCGAUAAAGUUUUUCUGUGACAGACAAAAUUCCACGCGGGCGAAGCCGCGGGCGGAAAGCUAGUGUAGAAUAUUAUAUUAAAAUUAAAGGUAAAUCAUCCCUAUCUUAUCAAUGCAUUUCUCAGUUGUUAAACUCAUAAUCUAUUCUUUGAAAUGCAAUUUAUUAUUAAUAAUUUAUCGUUUUGACAUGCACUGAUGCACUUGAUCCCUUUUCCAAAACGGGCUUAUUAGUUUUAUUAGCAUAGCAUUAUAUUUCAUGUUUACUCGUGUAGGUUACACUCUUUUUUGUCUUUGUAUCUGAAUGAAUAUGAAAUAUUGGGUCACCUAGACCAAACUAUCGUUAUAAACUCUUAAUUUAAGUAUAUAAUUUCCUUUAUUGAAAAGAAAUCAUUCCAAUCAUAGUUAUGUAAUAAGAAAAUGAUUUUAUAUUGUACUUACUUAAAACAUUCGUGAAAUAUGAUUUAAAUAUUUUACGGGUAAAAGCGUCAUGUACUUACUCAAACAUCAGUAUCAUGUUUAAUAUUUGACUUUGUUCUUUUGACAUUUAUUAGAAUUGUAUCUUAGACUUAGGUUAGCAAAAUGGAAUUUAUAAAUAAUGGAAUUUACUGCCAGGUACUUAUUCUUAUAUUUUAUGCAUUAUCUUUUCAAAGUAUUAUCUAAAUUUAAAUAUAAAUCGAUUUAUAUUAUUGUUAGUUGUUAGAUAUCCAUUCCGAUUGAAUUUACUAUUAUUAAGAUUUUAUCGUAAUAGUUAAAUAAAUUUAUAUUAUUAA
Molecule: messenger RNA, 4658 nt
Organism: Ostrinia nubilalis (European corn borer)
Lineage: Eukaryota; Metazoa; Arthropoda; Insecta; Lepidoptera; Crambidae
Gene: Patj
Product: patj homolog
Exons: 17
Coding region: 412-2742 (776 amino acids)
Molecular function (GO): protein binding
Source: RefSeq, a predicted model, not a curated record